CUCGCACGCAUGGGCAGCCCCACGUGACACCGCCAGCCUUCGGAACUUCACACCGGGGCAUUUCCGACGCACGGACACCGGUCGGGGGUUCGCUGCCCUUUCCCCGACUGACCACGCUCGCCUAUCGCACUCCUCCACUGUGCUGUUGUCUCACCUGCAAGCGAGUAUAGAGAGUCGUCACCUUUCUGCGACUUCUGCGCCUGCGAGCCGCGGCUGACAAUGAGCUCGCCUCGUCGCGAAUUGAACGAGGAUCCAGGAAGCAUGAGGCUUUCCUUCCGCGGGGGCAUGUACCGGAGCACGGCGGACGGAUCGAGCAUGUCGACGACCAACCUGGCUGAGGAUGCGGCCCCGCCCGCUGUGCAGCGCCCACCUGCGCUCCCUUCGCUGCCGGCGCAGGGAUCCAAGGAGUUGGACGCCGCCGACACCGAGGACACCGAGUCGGCUGGAGGUGCGGCGCCCACCCCACGAGGAGGCGCCUGCCGAACCUUCCUGCGACAUAACCGGCUAACCGUGGCCACCAUAGCGGCCGUGGUGGCCGGCAUCGUACUGGGAGUCGUACUGAGGCCUCUAGGGCCUUUCUCAAAGCGUCAGCUGAUGUACAUCAACUUUCCGGGCGAGAUGUUCCUGCGCAUGCUGCGCGGCCUCAUCCUGCCCCUCAUCACCUCGAGCAUGGUGGCCGCCGUCGGGGCGCUGGACGCGCGCCUCUCGGGUCGCAUCGGCCUGCGCGCCGUCAUCUACUACUUCUCCACCACGUUUCUUGCCAUCGUGCUGGGCAUCGUGCUCGUCACGGGUCUGCAGCCCGGCGCCGGCGAUAGCGAUACAGGCUCCUCCAAAGCUUCCAAGGCGCGCCUAGUCACCACCGCCGACACGCUCAUGGAUCUCAUAAGAAACGCCUUUCCGCCUAACGUGAUCGAAGCCUGUGUCACGCAAUUUUCGACGAUUGUUAUCAAGCCGCCGGGAAAUGCGUCCAACACAUCCAUGUACGACUGGGACUACAAGACGGUGCACGACCCCGGCACCAAUAUCCUGGGCCUCAUCGUUUUCUGCAUCGCGCUGGGAGCCACCGUGGGCCAGAUGGGCGAGAGCGGAAAGCCCCUCCUGGACAUAUUCACCUCCCUCUCCGACGCCAUGAUGAUCAUCACCAAGGUGGUCGUAUGGUUCUCACCUGUGGGCGUCAUGUUCUUGGUGAUGGCCAAGAUGCUAGAGAUGCAAGACUUUACAGUGGUCGCCGGUCAGGUUGGCCUGUACGCUCUGACCGUGCUGCUGGGCUUACUCUUGCACGGCUUCGUGGUGCUGCCGCUGCUCUACUGGCUGGUCAUGCGGCAGCCGCCGUUCCGCUUCCUUCUCGACAUGCUGCAAGCCAUCGCCACUGCCUUCGGCACCGCUUCCAGUUCUGCCACGCUACCGGUGACAAUAUCGACGCUUGAGGACAAGGUGAAGGUGGACCCGAAGGUGGUCCGCUUCUGCAUCCCCAUCGGGGCCACCAUCAACAUGGACGGCACGGCGCUGUACGAAGCUGUGGCCGCCAUCUUCAUCGCGCAGGUGCGAAAGGUGCCCCUGGACGUCGGGAAGGUCAUCGCCAUCAGCGUCACGGCGACCGCUGCCAGCAUCGGUGCCGCAGGAAUUCCUCAGGCGGGCCUGGUUACCAUGGUGAUGGUCCUUAACGCCGUCGGGCUACCUGCUGACGACAUUACACUCAUCAUCGUCGUCGACUGGUUCCUAGACCGCUUCCGCACAGCUAUCAACGUCCUGGGCGACGCCGUGGGUGCCUGCGUCGUCGAACGCCUCAGUCUGAAGGACCUGGAGAAGCCUCACAGCUCAGAUGGCCGGGGCUCCAAGGACACCGUCAUCACGUCCAUGUAGACGACAGUUGUCCUUGCUGGCCGGGCCUUAAAUGGUUCAGAGGGUCGUCCACGGUCCCUCUAGACGCGAGAGGUCAAGUCGCACACUUUCUUGCUGGCCCGUUUAAAACUCACCGCGUAUAGCUCGCGUGGCUGUUACAGUUGCGGGAGCCAAAAAAGCCAUUCGUCGCGAGCUAGCUCAAACACCCAGCUGAAAACUCCACGCGGUUCCAAAUGCUUGGCUGGGGCUCACGAGCACUUCUGUCAUCGUGAACGAAUAGCGGCGCGCGCUGUCAAGAUGGUGAAAGUAUGGCCUCCGAAAUCGGGCAGCGCGCAAGAAUCCCGCGUGAUCUCGAAGGCCAUAGCGAAAUUAUGCAGUUUCCUAUGAGGCUCGACAGAGGAACAAUCUAGUGCUAAUGUAUACGUCAGGCAGGUUAAUAAAAGACAGUGGCUACGCAAAAUAAGGCUUGGCACCGGCGGGUUCCGUACAGCUGUCUUAUCGUUUUUACCGUACAUUCUUUUCCUGUUCGCUUAUUGUAAACGCUUGGUUGCGUAAAGUGCGACAUAAGUAUCCUGUUUUGGAUAACGCAUUACCUUUUCUCAUUUGUUAUUAGACUAAAAACAAUUAGAAAGGCUUAAAAUUAUCUACCUUAUCGCAGCGACUUCGCGAGACAAUAAAUAGUUACUGUCUUGUGUGCAUAAUUAUACGUCUUUGUAAUAUGUUAUCAGUAGCAGUCGCACAAGGUUUCCGCUGCUCUAAAAGACUUAAUCUGCACGAUGCUCAAAGACUAUUUGAUCAUAACCGUGAAAGAUUAUAGCGAACUAAUACUUCCACAAAGUAAGAAAGACAUACACUGAGAAGCUGCGCUGUCUUCCUAUCCCCUUUGAGUUUCCCUCUAUCUGACACUUGCGCUAAACUCCUCUCUGUUGACCUACGUAUGAAACUGUUUACUGUCUGGAACAGUCGAGAAUGUCGCAGCGCCGGCCGCAGGAAGGCUGGAAAGUUUGUUUACACUUUCGAGUUUACUUACUGCGUGUUAUUACUCCACGGGCAUUCGUAGUCCAGAAAUCAUUCAAGAUGUUAUCGAAAAGCUCUCAAUCGGACUCGCAUUCUUUAAAUCACGUUUGUGUAACCAUCCUGCCUGUGCGACUGUGCGACAUGAUAGAUAAAUUGACAAAAACGCACCUCUGAUCUCGUCCCAAGCUUAGAACUGUCGCAAACAGCGUGAAUGUGUGCACAGAUGCAGGUUAUCCUUUCACCCUCGUCACGUGAAAUUUGGACGACAGGCGACGCAAAUCAUUCAUGUUUCGAACGUACCACUCGCUGUAAAUUGUCUUAUUUAAUAACUGCGCUUGAUAUAGCGGUGCGGGGAGAGCAUUUGCUGGCGGACGCCUAAAUGAUAAAGUUGAGCUGCCUAGUCGAUGUCACGCAUAUCGUCCUCUUCUGUCACGCAUUUUGCCAUGACCGUCGUGCGCUGCGCGUACGCAAGGUUACCAUUCCAAAUGCAGGACAUUCGUAAUUUAUUAUGGGCCGCAAUGAAACGACAAACGUCUCAUGCUGGUAAUUGUUUUCUUUCGGGUGCAUAUAUGGAGUUAUCUCGAUAUUUAGAACAGCGGAAGAAUAUUGUUGUGAAGUAUCGAUAAGCAGGCACGUAGGCAAGGGGGGGGGGGCGCCCCCCCUCCCGAAGUUCGUCCGGCCUUCUAUAUUCCCGGCAACUUUUGUUUUAUUUUUGCCAUGGAAAUACUUUCUUUCGAACAAUUAGGCCUUGGGCCCCCCCCCGAAAAAAAAUUCUGGCUACGUGCCUGUCGAUAAGGUUGAAAGCUGGUGAUUGAUCAUCAAAUCGUAUAGGUUUGGUGAUUAGUUGGUGAUUGUUCAUCAUACCGUAUAGGUGAAGCAGCGCACUUUCACGAGGACCUUGUCCCUUUUGUCCUCGCCAAGUAUCCUACUUCAGCUAUACGGUACGAUGCUCUUAAGUAUAUUAGACACCCGAUGUUUUUCAAUGUUCAGGUAACACGUGUAAAAUAAGAGGUAUCCUACUAGUAGCACCAUCAUAGCGUGUUUCCUAGUGAAGUAUUACAAAUCUUUAUCGAAUAUAUGCAAUUAUCAUUUAAGGUCUAGUUCGAUGCGGGCGUCUGAAAAUGUAGGGCGGUGGGGGCUUCAAAGGUUACUCGUUCUAUACAACACUCUAUACCAUGGUGUUCGGUAUUGCGCUGAAGCCUACUCACUCCAUUCCUCAUGUUGCUUGUAGAUAGUGAAUAGAUGGAUGUUGAAGGAUUAAGAGUAUAUGCUGUAUUGUGUGCCACAAAGUGACUCCCAGACACGAGUUUAGCCUACCCCCAACAACUUGUACACUAUUCCUCUAGUUAAGCAGUGAGUGUAAUAAGAGCUGGGAGUGUGCCCCUUGUAAUCUAUGAAGCGCGUAAGCCUUGUGUCUAAUACCGGCGUCACACGGGCAUUUUUGAUCGGGAUUAGGACCAAUACGGAUCGGAUAUUUAUCGCGAUUAACUAUCGUCGCUGCUACACGGUUCACCCUAAUCUGGAUCGAGUUUGGUACAGACGUCAGUCAAAUCGCGAUCUGGCAGCCAAAUCGCGAUGCGCAGAUCGCGAUCGUCUUGAUCCCGAUCGGGUUUGAUCGCAGUUAAAAGUGACCGUGCAGCAGCACCUUAUCCAGAUCAAGCCUAAUCCGGAUCGGCCCUGAUCGUGAUCAAAAUUGCCUGUGUGACUAAAUUCUUGACCGACACAAUUACCCAGUCGUGAACGUAAGACUAGAAGAAAGAAGGAAAAUGAAUGCGAGGACGGGGAACAUUCGCUGAUGCGAGUUUUCAGCUCUUUUGAUGCACGUUGUACAUAAGGCCAGCAGCUGGCGACCUUCAUUCCUUGAUCAUCACGACCAUUGUUAAAUAAAACGUAAUUUAUUUCA
This is a messenger RNA of Rhipicephalus sanguineus (brown dog tick), 4762 nucleotides long. Its product is annotated as excitatory amino acid transporter 3. NCBI's taxonomy places the organism in Eukaryota, Metazoa, Arthropoda, Arachnida, Ixodida, Ixodidae. Gene Ontology annotation, cellular component: plasma membrane. The record is from RefSeq and is a predicted model, not a curated record. Gene Ontology annotation, biological process: L-glutamate transmembrane transport. Gene Ontology annotation, molecular function: L-glutamate transmembrane transporter activity; glutamate:sodium symporter activity; neutral L-amino acid transmembrane transporter activity. The coding region runs from base 220 to 1863 and encodes 547 amino acids. The transcript has 10 exons.